AUGUGUAGCACCUUUGAACCCUCCGUACAUGUUCGGUUCUCUAUCCCUGCCGUACCUAUCCGCGUCUCAUUGACGCGCCCGCUCCGUAUUAAAGACUUCGGGCUGCGACGCAUCAUUGCGGCGACGCAUCACCACUCGGCACCCGGAGCAGCCAUGCCAGAGGCUCCCGUUCCGUUCAUUCUCUCCACAUUCUCCAGCCGUACGAGUCCCGAAGACCGAGACCUGUAG
This is a messenger RNA of Fusarium venenatum, 228 nucleotides long. The record is from RefSeq and is a predicted model, not a curated record. Lineage: Eukaryota; Fungi; Ascomycota; Sordariomycetes; Hypocreales; Nectriaceae.